AUGGUUCAGAACUACCAUGAUGCUAUGGCCAUAUGUCGAUGGAUAGGUUAUUCAAAUCUAUUCAUCACAUUUACUUGCAAUCCUAAGUGGCCAGAAAUUGAACGGUACUUAGGUAAGCGUAAUUUGAAAGCUGAAGAUAGGCCCGACAUUGUUUGCCGAAUUUUUAAGAUGAAGUUGGAUGAUCUAAUAAAAGACCUUCGAACUGGAGAAUUGUUUGGUACAGUUAGAGCAGUCAUUUACACUAUUGAGUUCCAAAAGCGUGGUCUACCGCAUGCUCGCAUUCUACUCUUCUUAGCAAACAAUGAUCGCAAUGCGGGGUGCAAUUUUAUUGACAAAAUGAUCGCAGCAGAAAUACAAGAUAAAGAAGUUGAUGAAGAAUACUACAAAUGUGUUGAAGAAUUUAUGGUCCAUGGUUCUUGUGGAAAUGUAAGAAAGCAAUCUCCGUGUAUGGUGAAUGGAAGGUGUUCGAAGCAUUUCCCAAAGAAGUUUGUUGACUCAUUGACUUUUGAUGAAGAUGGUUACCCAAUAUAUAGACGGAGAGAUGAUGGUAGGUUUGUUAUGAAAAGUGGUAUUCAAUUGGACAAUAGAUUUGUUGUACCACACAAUAGGUAUUUGCUGCUUAAAUAUAUGGCUCAUAUGAAUGUGGAAUGGUGUAAUCAAUCAAGAUCAAUCAAAUAUUUAUUCAAAUAUGUUAAUAAAGGGAAUAACAUGGUCAUAACUGAGUUCUAUAAAAGUACCUCUGACAGUAAUGGGAAUGAAGUCAUCGAUGAGAUUAACAUGUACUACGACUGUAGGUACAUAUCAGCUUGUGAGGCUACUUGGCGUCUAUUUAGCUUUGAGGUACAAUUUAGAACUCCAGCGGUUGAGAGAUUGAGCUUUCACCUACCAGACUGCCAAACAAUAAUUUUUGAAGAUGACGACCCAGUUGACAACGUAUUGAUGAGGGAGACAAUUGGUCAAAGUAUGUUUAAUGGUUGGUUUGAAGCGAACAAAAGGCUCCCCGAGGCUAAGUUAUUGACUUGUAUUGAGAUGUCAACUAAAUUUGUUUGGAAAAAGGAUAUUCGAAAAUGGAGUCCAAGAAAGAAAAGUUUCGUCAUAGGUCGUAUUUUCUAUGUACCACCGGGUACGGGAGAGUUGUACUACUUGAGAUGCCUUCUAAACAUAGUUCGCGGGCCUACAAGUUUUGAGGAAAUUCAGUUUUUUAAUGGUAUACAAUAUACUUCAUUUAGAGAUGCAUGUUAUGCGCGUGGUCUAUUGGAUGAUGAUAAGGAGUAUAUUGAUGCCAUUAAAGAAGCAAGUGAUUGGUCAUCUGCUCAUUCUAUGAGAAAACUUUUUGUGACAUUGUUGACAUCAAAUUCAUUUAAUAGGCCUGAAAUUGUUUGGAAGGAGGUGUUGGAUUACCUGUCUAAAGAUGUGGAAUACAAUCAACGCAUAUUCUUAUCAAUUCCAGAUUUAGUUUUAACAAAUGAGGAGAAAGAGAAUUUAACUCUAAUAGAGUUAGAAAAAUUGUUGCAAGUAUACAACAAAUCAUCAAAAUACUUUCCUCCCAUGCCCACACCACGAGCUGCUUCUACAAGGCUAAAUGGAAAUCAUUUGUUGUUUGAAGAGCUGUCAUAUGAUCGUGCAGUACUUGCAGAUGACAACGAUAGGUUUGUUAGCCAACUCACUGAAGAGCAACGUGGUGUUUAUGAUACAAUAAUUGGAGACGUGUCAUCUAACAAAGGUGGAUUGUUUUUUGUUUAUGGUUAUGGAGGAACAGGGAAAACAUUCUUAUGGAAGACUCUAUCUGCCACAUUGCGAUCUCAAGGUGAAAUUGUUAUCAAUGUAGUUUCAAGUGGAAUUGCUUCACUAUUGUUGCCAGGUGGCAGGACGGCACACUCAAGGUUUGCUAUACCAAUUAACAUUAAUGAGGACUCCACCUGCAAUAUUAAACCCAGUAGCGACCUUGCUGAGUUGAUUUCAAAGUCAGUUAAUCAUUUGGGAUGA
This is a messenger RNA of Ipomoea triloba (trilobed morning glory), 1986 nucleotides long. RefSeq lists its product as uncharacterized. Bases 1 to 1986 code for a protein of 661 amino acids. Lineage: Eukaryota; Viridiplantae; Streptophyta; Magnoliopsida; Solanales; Convolvulaceae. The record is from RefSeq and is a predicted model, not a curated record. Gene Ontology annotation, biological process: DNA repair; telomere maintenance. The transcript has 3 exons. Gene Ontology annotation, molecular function: DNA helicase activity.